This is a messenger RNA of Plasmodium adleri (nom. inval.), 6672 nucleotides long. RefSeq names its product surface-associated interspersed protein 4.1 (SURFIN 4.1). Bases 1 to 6672 code for a protein of 2223 amino acids. The record is from RefSeq and is a predicted model, not a curated record. Lineage: Eukaryota; Apicomplexa; Aconoidasida; Haemosporida; Plasmodiidae. The transcript has 2 exons.
AUGCAUUUUGUGUUUGAAUUUGAAAAUACACCUAAUAAUCUUAAUUAUAAUGCUAUUGCAACUGAAAGGUUUAGAGACGUUUUUGAGGUUUACGUUGAAGAUAAAAUAGAAGAAUUAAAUAAAAAAUCAUCAGAAAAACUUAAUAAAGAAUGUCGACAUUUUAAUUAUUUUAUUGAUGAUAUAAAAGAAGAAUUCCUUACGACUUCAUUGAUAAGUCUUCCUACAGAAUUAAGAAAAAAAUUAUGGGAAAUUGAAGUUGAUAAAAAAUUACCAGAUUUAAUGGCUAGAAGUACACAUGAUAAAUGUCUAAGAACAGAACAUAAUUUUGAUAAAAACUAUAGAGAAAUUAUUAAAAUAUUAGAAGAUUAUUGUGAAGAUAGAACUACUAAAUUGAGAGAUUUAGAAGCUAUAAAAUAUGUAGAACAGGAUUGCAUUAAUUUUAAUACCUGGGUAAAUAGUUGGGACUAUGAAAUAAAAAGGAAAAUGAAUAAAUUAGAUCUUCAAAAAAUAAAACAAUAUUUGGAAAAAUCAAAAUUCAAAUGUAAUAUAGAUGAUUUAGAUAAUUUAGAUAAAUUUUUUUCGCAUGUACAUCCAAGAGAUAUUAAGGGAAGUGAAGAGGAUCCAAGAAAUUCUCAAGAAGGAGAAGAGAAAAAAGAUGAAUAUCAAAAUUUUAAUAGUACAACAGAGGAAGGUGAUGAGAAUGUUGAAAGGAAAAAUAUUCCUUCCACAGAAACACGUCAGCCUACACCGGUUGUUGAAGAGGAUUAUCAAGUUAAAACAUUUAAUACAAUUGUAAGAAAUGAAAAAGGUAAUAAUAAUCUAGAUAAUGAAGUUUCUACUACUGAUGAAAGAUCGAAUUUAGGUGAAAAAAAUAAAGAUGUGGAUCUACAUACACCUGAGUUUAAAAUACCUAAAGUUAGAGAAUCUGCUGAAGAGAAAAAAUCUGAAAAUGCAAAAGGUAGUAAUAAACGAACACAUAAAGAUGGAAAAUCAAUACAUGGUACUUCUAGAAAGACAAAAUCACAAAUAAAUAAAUACGCUCAUCCUAAUCACAAAUAUACUAUAUUUGAGUGCAAUGAUUUAGAUUGUACAACUCUUAAAGCUAAAGAUGUUAUGGCUACAAAUGGAGGUUAUGGUGUAAUUAAUGGUGUUGAAUUUGUAGAUACAAUACAAGGAAUUAAUGAAGAUCGUAAUACUUACUGUUUUGGAGAUGAAUGUAAAUUGGGUAAUGUUAUUCAGGCGGACGUUGAUAAAAUAUCUCCAAGAAAGGAAAAAAGAAAAAAAGGGAAAGGAAAGGGUAGAAAAAAGGGUAAUAUAUCAUCUGUUAAAAGUUCCUCUAGUGGUACAGUUCCUCCUUCUUAUAUAACACAUGAAGGUAAUAGAGAAGACACAGAAAGUAAUCAAUAUUAUGUAAAUGAAAAAAUUGUAGAGGAAGAAGCUGCAAGUUGCCAAGAAGGAGACCAAAGUUGUAUUGAUCCUACAACAGAAAAAUUUAUCAUAGAAGGUGAUAUUGUAAGAAGUAUGGGAAUUAGUGAUGUUCCAGAAAUGCAAGCUGUGACUAACAACGAUAGCAAUGGAGCCAUUUAUGAAUAUCCAUCAUCUAGUGAUGCACAUAUUGAAGAUAACGUAUCAUUAUUUGAUUUUACUAUUGAUCCCGUUAGACAUACAUCUGAGGAAAACUAUGGAUUUGUUCGUGAAGUGGCAGUGACAGACGAUCCUUAUUUAUUACCUAAUGAACAACUUAUAACAGUUAAGGGAGAAGUUUAUACAGCUCCUACAACAAGUAAUGAAAUUGGGGUUUAUGUUAGUCCAAUAUCAAAUCAAUCAUUUUCAACAAGCUAUCCAUCAAAUAAUAUGACUACAUUAGAAGAUAAAUUUAACAAACCAUCUGCGGUUGAAUCAUUCGUGUCUCUAAUGAGGAAUGUUUUUGAUACCUUAAAAAGUUCUGUAAUAACUGGAAGAAGUUUUAAACCAAAUUUGAAAGUUAGUGAAUCUACAAAUAUUCCUGCAAUUUCAUACCCUACGAGUCAAAUGACUUUGGAUAUUGAAACACCUGUUCAAGAAACAAUGAUGGGAAUGUUAGGAGAGAAAAAUUCUUUCACACCACCUGCACAAACAAAAAAAGUCGAUUCUUCAUCUAAUACUGGAUCAUCUUCAAGUUCCUUCAGACUUAACUCCCAAAAAGUUCCCACUACAUUAAAAACACAAGAUAGAGGAAAAUAUGUUGUGUUAAGAGGAGAUACAGAAAAUGUUCCAAAAGGAAUUGAACAUUAUAUAACAUCCGUCCCAGUAGCAUUAGCAAUUUUUGGAGUUCUUUUCGUUUUUAUAUUAUUUAACAAAAUUAAUCCUUUUGGAACAUUUUCUUCCAAAAGAAAAAAAAGGAAAGUGAGACGAAGAAGGUAUGAUGAGAAAAUAUUAAAAAGGGAAGGAGAAAAAUGUUUUGAAAAUUUAAUGCAGGAUUCAAAUGAAUGGACUGAAAAAGGAAGACAUGAUAUAUUACCGAAGAGGUUAUAUAAUAUUGAAAAAAAGGAAUAUCAAUUUAUAGAUGAAGUUUUGAAUAAAGAAGAUAUAAAAAGUGUGAAUGAAAAGAAAAUAAUAAAUGGAGAUGUAAAGAAAGAUAUCGAAAUAAUAGAUCUUAUUGAAUUACAUUUGGAUGCAAUAGAAGAGUGUAAUCAUGAUGAAUGGGAAGAAUAUAAAAGCGAAUUUUUAGAAAUAUGUAUUGAAGAAUUUUUUAAAGACAGAAAAAUUGAUAGACAAGAUAAAAUGAUGGAAGAAAAAUAUAAAUAUAAAUAUAACGAUAAUUCACAUAAUAUUGAUAUAUUGAAGAAAAAGGAAUUAUUGUGGAAUAAAUGGAUCGAACAAAAUAGAUAUAUUAUGAAUAAUUGGAAAGAUAAAGAAUGGUUUCAUAAUAUAAAAUAUAAAUGGGAAAAAGAUAUAGAAGAAUAUUUCAAAUUAGAAAAAUAUGAUAAGAAUUUAUUAGAAAUAUUUGAAAAAAAUAGAGAAAAUAACAAACAUUUUAUGAUAGAAAUAUUAAAAAUUAUAUGGAAAAGGUGGAUAGAAAAAAAUGUAAAAUAUAUAAAUAAAUCUGCUACAGAUGAGUGGAUCAAUAAAUUGGUAAUAGAAUAUAAAAAUGAUUAUAUUGAUCUGAAGAAAGAAUAUAUAAGUUUAAUAAAAGAUAUAUAUAAUAUACCCUUGGAAAAUAAUCAUAAUAAUAAUUAUUAUAAUAUAGAAUAUAUAAAUAGUGAGAACUUGAUAAAAAUAAUGUUCAUACAAAUAUAUAUGUCCGUUUUAGAAGAAUAUAAAAAGGAACAACUUAAUAAAAAUGUAAACACAUUUUUGGAUAUAUGUUUGGAUGAUAUAAAAGAUAAACAAUUAAAUGAAGAUGAAACGAAUAAUAUGAUAAAAUUAAUAAAUGAAAUGAAAAAAAAUAAAUAUAACUUGAAAAGGAAUAAAGAAAAAGAAAUUAUGAAUCAAUUUAAAAAUGAACUAUUUUUUAAAAAUAUUAUGUGUGACUGGAAAGAUUGUGAAGAUAAUUUUAUAAAUGAUCAUUUUAUUGAAGAUAAAAUUAAUAUAUAUGCAAUUAAAAAGGAUAUUCCCCUAAAACAUUGGAAUCACAUAUAUCAUAAAUGGUUACAUGAGGUGAAAAAAGGGGGUGAUAUUAUUGUAUCAUUAAAAGGUAAAGAGAAAGAAAAGGAAAAACAUGUUAUAGAUGAAUCAUUAUUAAAUAUAAAAAAAAAAAGAAACAAAUGGAAAACCAUCAUAGAAAUAUAUAUGGAAGUUAUGGAUGAAUGUAAAAGGGAUGAAUGGGAAGAAAGUCGAAGAGAUUUUUUACAAAUAUGUUUAGAAGAAUUUAUUAAGAAAGAUAAUGAAGACAUGAAUAAUAUAAAUGAUGAAUUACCUAUUGAACAAAAUGAAAAUGUUGAAGAUAUGCUCAUGUUAGAGAGACAAAAAAUUAUAUGGCUUCAAUGGAUAAAACGAAAUAAAUAUAUGCUACAAAAAUGGAAUAAAGAAGAAUGGUUUCAUAAAUUAAAAAAUGAUUGGAAAGAUGAAAUGAAUAGAUGUGAUCAGAAAUUAUUUCUUUUGAUAAAUAAAGAAAGUGAUAAAAGUAUAAACCCUAUGUUAGAAAGACAAAAAUAUAUAUGGAGAAAAUGGAUUGCAAAACAUUUAUAUCAUCUUGAUGAUUGGGAAGAUGAAGAAUGGUUUAAUUUAUUAAUGAAUAAAUUUGAAAAAGAUAAAGAUGAUUCGAAAAGUGAUAGAAAUAAUAAAAUGGAUGACAUGGAAAAGAAAAAGCUGAUAACAAAAUUAUUUAUUGAAAUACAUAUGAUGGUAAUCGAAGAUUUUAAGGAGGAAGAAUGUUUCAUGAAUAAAGAAAAUUUUGUUAAUACAUAUAUAAAUGAGUUGAACAAAAAAGAAAAUUCUGAACAGAAUAAAUGUAUGAUAAAUAUAUUGAAAGAUAUACAUAAUGAUAUACAAUUAGGGCAUCACCACAAAAAUGUCAAUGAAUGGAAAAAUGAAAAAUGGUUUGAUAAUUUAAAAAAAGAAUGGAAAGAAGGUGAAUGUAAAAAAAACGUUGUUGAUAUAGAAAAAGAAAAUUUUGAUCAGACACAAAUUAAUAUAAUUAAUAAUUAUAUAUUAGAAAUUCAAAAAGCUAUAUUAAAAAAUUACUGGGAAGAUAUGCAAAUAAAAUGGAUAGAUGAUGAUAAUAAAACGGAUUGGUUAAAAAUAGCAAUAAAUUUGAAUGAGUAUGAUAAUAAUGAAUGUAGAAAAAAUAUAAAAUUUGAAAAAAAUAAAAAAAAAAAUAAUUUCCUAGAAGAAAUUGAAAUGAUUCGAAAAAUUAAUAAAAAGGUACAAUCCAAAGAUAAUGAACAAAAUAUCAUGUUUAAAACUGUCAUUGAAAUACAUAUGAAAGUAAUAGAAGAAGAUAAAAAACAAGAAUGGGAAAAAAAUAAAGGAGAUUUUUUAGAAAUUUGUAUGCAAGAAUUUCAAAGUGAAAAUCAAAACACUCAUAAUGAAAACAACACUUUGGUAAAUGAUUAUAUGGUACAAGAAAAUUAUAUGAUAAAACGACAAAAAAUAAUUUGGAAUAAGUGUAUAGAAAGAAAUAGAUAUAUACUUGAAAAAUGGAAAAAAGAAAAAUGGUUUGAAAAUUUAAAGAAUGAAUGGAAAAAUGAACAAAAUAAAUAUAUAAAUACACAUGAAGUAUAUUCAAAUAUUAAAGAUGAAAAUAAUGUAAAACAAAUAAAUCCUUUAAUAGAAAGUGAAAAAUAUUUGUGGAAAAAAUGGUUAAGAAAUCAAAAUGUAUUAUUAGAGAAAUAUAAUGAAGAAUUUUGGUUCAAAAAAUUAGUUCAGGAGUAUGAAAAAGAAUUCGAAAAUUAUGAUAAUGUUGAUGGUCAUGACCAUAUGAGUGCACAUGGGAAAGGAAAAUAUCCAGCAGAUUUAAUUGCAUUAAAUAAAACGUAUGAUGGGUCGUUAUUAAAAUGCCAAAAAAAAAAAUUAAUAACAAAAAUGUGGAUAGAGAUACAUAUGAUUAUAUUAGAAGAUUGUAAAAAGGAGGAAGUUCAAUUGAACAAGGAAUUGUUUUUGGAUUCUUGUAUAAAUGAAUUAAGGAAGGAAACAGAAUCCAAAGCAAAAUGUAAAAUGUUGGAAAUUGUAUUAGAUUUGAAAGACAAACAUGUAUUAAUAAAUAACAAUUUGGAAAGUAAUAAAAGGAAAAGAAAAAAUAGUAAUAAUUUGUUUGAAAAUAUUAAAUGUGAAAUGAAAAAAAAUGAAAAUAAUUACAUAUAUGAAAUGAUGUUAAAAAAUGACAUGAACAAGUCAGGAAAAAUGCUCGAAAAUGAUUAUAUAAUUGAAGAUAAUUUUAAGAAUAAUAUGAACAAUUCAGGGAAAAUUCCCGAAAAUGAUUGUAUAAUUGAAGAUGAUUUUAAGAAUCAUAUGAACAAUUCAGGGAAAAUGCUCGAAAAUGAUUGUAUAAUUGAAGAUAAUUUUAAGAAUAAUAUGAACAAUUUAGGUAAUGUAAAUGAAAAAUGCAUUAUAGAAAUGGAGAAGAAUAUAUCCAUGAGGCAUUGGGAAAAUAUUAAAAAAAAUUGGAUAAAUGGAAAAGAAAAGGAGAAAAAUAUUGAGAGAAUUGAAUGUAUUGAAAGUAUUGAAAAUAAUAAAAAUAUUGAAAACAUUGAAUGUAUUGAAAAUAUCCAAAACGUUGAUGAAAUGCUAGAAGAAAAAUAUAAGCGUUUCAAUAUAGAACCUUAUGAACAAAACAAUUAUGAGAAAAAAAGUAAAAUAUUUAACAGAUCGAAUUUUGAGAGUAAUAAAACUAUAAACCAAUUGAUAGAUAAUGAAAUGGGAACAAAUAAAAAGAAGAGUGACAAUGAAAAUGAAGAAAUAUGGUAUAACGGAUUAACAUUAGAAGAAAUAUAUAAAAAUUCGUAUACAAGAAACUCAACAGAAUACAUUCCAUAUAUUGAUGAAGAAGAAUAUAGUUCAUUGGAUGAAUUUGAUAAAAAAAAUAAUGAUUUUGAAAUCGAUGAUAUAUUUUAUAAAGGUUUGACAUUAGAAGAGAUAUAUAAAAAUGCGUAUACAAGAAACUCUAUAGAAUACAUUCCAUAUAUUGACGAUGAGGUAUAUAGUUCAUUGGAUGAAUUUGAUAACCAUUUAUAUAAUAAAAGAAAAAAAUAA